Nakaseomyces glabratus is the source of this 1953-nucleotide messenger RNA. RefSeq names its product Vms1p (gene VMS1). The record is from RefSeq and is a predicted model, not a curated record. Lineage: Eukaryota; Fungi; Ascomycota; Saccharomycetes; Saccharomycetales; Saccharomycetaceae.
AUGUCAGAUACCUCUAUCAAAAAGCAUGACCUCUAUAUAUAUGAUUUGCCUGAGGCUCUAUUAAAUUCGCUGGAUUUGUUACAAUUCGAUUCAUACAGAAAUGAAGUGAAGCCCAAACCGGUGGAAAGAGCACCAGUUUCAAUCGAAGAAGUCAAGAAUAAGCAAGUUCCUACAGUAUUGAAAUGUAAAGUUUGUGCUGAUAGUACUGAAGCGAUUGGCAGGGAACAUUAUCAAACCGAUCUUCAUGUUGCGAAUAUCAGGCGAAAUUUAAAUGGAUUGCCACCACUUAAUCAAGCUCAGUUUGAAGAGUUGAUAAGCAAAAAUACUGCUAAGAAAGACCAAAAAAUUGUGGAAGGGGAUUCUGAUGGCGAUAUUUCCAAUGAUAGUGGCAAUGACUCGGAUAGCAAUUACAGCUCUGAGGAUGAAUUGGAAAAAAUCGAUGAAAUUGGCGGUGAACUUUCAAGAAAGGUGAAUGAAAUUAAUAUUAUAGACAAACCAAUUACUCCACUUUUAACAGAUACUGAAGACUCGCAAGCCAACUUGUUUCACCUAAAUACAGGUCUUCCUCAAAUUCUCGUUAGGUCUCCACUAUUGUCUAACGGACAGACAUAUGGUAUUUACAAGGCUUUGUUUGAUAAAGAUAACAUCCAAGAGCCCUUGGACACAAUAUUGAAGUGGAACAUGGAUGACACAAGGAUGACUUCGAUUUCUGCAUUGUUUCUAGUUGGCGGUGGUCAUUUUGCUGGUGCCAUUGUUUGCCAUCAGCGUGGUAACAUCAAAAGUGUUGUAAGAUCGAAGAGGGUAGAUGAAACACCACAGGAACAAUGUGUUCAAUUCUUGGAACAUAAAACAUUUCAUAGGUAUACAACAAGAAGGAAGCAAGGUGGGUCACAAUCUGCUAUGGAUAAUGCCAAGGGUAAGGCAAACUCUGCCGGUUCCACAUUGCGUAGAUAUAAUGAGGCUGCUCUGAAGACGGACAUUCAAAAUUUGAUGGAAAAGUGGCGCCCAUAUUUGAAUAAGUGUGAAAGUAUAUAUAUCAGGGCAAGAAAUGUCCAAGACAAAAAGAUUUUCUUAGAUGGUGGAAUCCUGAACAAAGAUGAUAAAAGAAUCAAGAGUUUUCCUUUUACCACUAAUAGACCGACUGUUACUGAGCUGAAAAGAAUAUGGUGUGAACUGACAUACAUGAAGCCAGUAGAAAAACCACAACCUAUACCGAACGAAGAAGCAAGCAGAAAGGCCAUUUCAAAACCAGAUGCUGAAAGUAAAAAGAAAGAUGUUCCAAAGCUAGAGCUAAGUGAGGCAGAGGUUCAUACAGAGCAAAUUGUUACAUUGCUGAAGAAGAGUCGUGUUCCUUUACUACUGUCAUAUUUAAAGAAGAAUAAACUGGAUGGGAAUUUUAUACUUCUACCCAGGAACAAAUAUGUGCAUACGCCAACAAUGCUACAUUAUGCAUCCCAGCAAGGGUUAAGGCAAAUGGUUUCUAUCCUAUUAACAACAGUAAAAUGUGAUCCGACUAUUCCUAAUGAUGUUGGUAAGACCGCUUGGGAUAUUUCAAAGAAUGAUACUGUUAGAUACUGUUUCCAAAAAGCCAGGCACGCUCUUGGAGAAGAAUACACAAACUGGGAAGAAGCUCAUGUUGGUGUACCUUUGAGUAAAGAAGAAGUAGAAAGAUUAGAAUCAGAAAAAGAGAAGCAAGAUGAAGCUGAAACUAAGAAGUUGAUCCAAAAAGAAUUAGAAUUGACAAAGGAAAGACAAAAACAAGAAAGAAGUGCUCGUGCAGAUGAAAUUGAAUUGAAACACGGGCAAGGCAGAAGGCUUGAUUCUGGGUCACCUGGUCUAAUGAACUUAUCUUCUCAUAAAAUUGAUUCUUUGAAUGAAGAUCAAAGAAGAAGAUUAAUGAGAGAGCAAAGGGCAAGAGCCGCAGAGGCCAGGAUGCAAAAGUUAAACAAAUAA